AUGGCUCCCAAGCAGGCCACCUUGGGAAAGUUCUUCGGGAAGGCCUCCCAGCCCGCUCCCACACAGCAGACCAAGCUCUCCUUCUCUACCAAGGCGAGUGGCUCGAGCUCGAAAGCCAAGGGGCCCCCGGCGGAAUCCGAGGGGACGGACGCCGACGCUGCUGCUGCCGAUAACGACGACAAGGAGGAACCCCGCACUGUCACCAUCUCCUCCAGGCCGAAUACGAAACAGGCCGCCGGCAGCAGCCGCAAGACAGCGAAGCGCGACGAGUCCGAUGAUAAUGCUCUCGAGGAGGACCAGCCGCCGGCCAAAAAGGCUCGACGGGGACGUCCGCGCAAGGUUGUGGACGAUGACGACGAGGACCAAGUGAUGGAGGCUGCCCCUGAAACCAAGCGAAGCCGAAGCAAGUCGCAGGGUUCUGUCGCCAAAGAGACGAAGCGCAGCCGGAGCAAGUCACAGGACUCUGUCACGAAGGAGACCAAGCGCAGCCGGAGCAAGUCGCAGGACUCUAUCACCAAAGAGGAUAAGGGGAAGGCAGAUAAAAAGCAGGAUAUGGCCGAGGAUGUGCCAUGCAAGCCCAAACGCUCCAAGGGAACCGCCCGGUCAGGGGCCAAAUCCCCAAAACCGUCCAAAGGCUGCAAGGCGACUGCCGUGAAGGAAGAGGAGGAGGAGGAGGAGGAAGAUGAUGUCUCUGAUAAAGAUGCCUCGAGCGCAGAGUCUGCUUCGGAGGCUGGGAAUAGCGCAAGCGAAGACGAGAAGCCGGAGGUGAAGGCCAAGGUGCGCAAGUCGGUGCAGAAGACAUUGUCCAAGCCUAUCACGAAGGACCCUUUCCCGGAUUGGAAGCCGGGUGAGCCGGUUCCCUACGCGGCCCUUUGCGCAACGUUCUCGCUCGUUGAGCUCACUACCAAGCGGCUCAUAAUCACGGAGUACUGCUCCCUGUUCCUGCGUCAGGUGCUGCGGCUGACCCCCGGCGACCUCCUCCCCACUGUGCUGCUGAUGAUCAACAAGCUGGCUGCCGACUAUGCGGGCAUCGAGUUGGGCAUCGGCGAGUCACUCAUCAUGAAGGCCAUCGGCGAGUCUACAGGACGCAGUCUAGCGGUGAUCAAGCAAGACCAAAAGGAGAUUGGCGACCUCGGUCUGGUAGCCGUCAAAUCACGGUCAACGCAACCUACAAUGUUCAAGCCGAAGCCGCUGACGGUCCGAGGUGUGCACACGGUCCUGGUUGGCAUCGCCACGAUGUCGGGCAAUGGUGCGCAGGGGCGUAAGGUCGAUAUGAUCAAGAAGCUGCUGUCCGCGGCCGACGUCAACUUGACGGGCAAGGUUGACAUCACCAAGGACAAGGGCGGCCCUAGCGAGGCCAAGUAUCUGGUUAGGUUCCUGGAGGGGAAAUUGCGUCUGGGACUGGCCGAGAGGACGGUCCUGGUGUCGCUCGCGCAGGCAAUCAUAGCUCAUGAGGCGACACAAAAGGGCAAUGUGCCUAGCCCAUCGGAUGUCGAAAAGGCCGAGGCGAUGCUCAAGACAGUGUACAGCGAGUUGCCUAGCUAUGAAACUAUCAUCCCAGCAGUGCUGGAGCAUGGUAUCAUGAACCUCAAGGAGAACUGCAAGCUCCGGCCAGGCAUUCCCUUGAAGCCCAUGUUGGCCAAGCCGACCAAGGCCAUCACCGAGGUGCUGGACCGGUUCGAAAACCAAACCUUCACUUGCGAGUACAAGUACGACGGCGAGCGGGCGCAGAUUCACUAUGUGGCCAAGGAUGCAGACGAGGAGCUCAGCCAGUCGCUGCCGGGAGCCAACAAAACCACUGGAGCGGGCGUAGCGGCCAUCUUCUCGCGCAAUUCUGAGGACCUGUCCAAGAAGUAUCCCGACAUCCUGGCUAAGCUGCACACGUGGAUCAAGGAAGAUACCAAGAGCUUCGUGCUCGACUGCGAAACAGUGGCGUGGGACGUGGUUGAGAAGAAGGUGCUUCCGUUCCAGCAGCUCAUGACACGCAAAAAGAAGGAUGUCAAGAUCGAGGACGUCAAGGUCAAGGUCUGCGUCUUUGCCUUUGAUCUGCUGUACCUCAACGGAGAGGCCGUGGUGGAGAAGUCGCUGCGCGAGCGGAGGGAGCUUCUGGCGGCCUCGUUUGAACCUGUUGAGGGCGAGUUUGCCCUGGCCACGCACAUGAACGGUCGAGAGCUCGAUGAGAUCCAGACGUUCCUGGACGAGAGCGUCAAGGCGUCGUGCGAAGGGCUGAUGGUGAAGAUGUUGGACGGAGCCGAAAGCGGGUACGAGCCCAGUAAGAGGAGUCGCAAUUGGUUGAAGAUCAAGAAAGACUACCUCUCGGGCAUUGGCGACUCUCUGGACCUGGUGGUGCUGGGCGCGUACCACGGCAAGGGCAAACGCACGUCGGUGUACGGGGCGUUCCUGUUGGCGUGCUAUAACCCGUCGAGCGACACGUACGAGACGAUCUGCAACAUCGGCACUGGAUUCUCGGAAGCAGUGCUGGAGGAGCUGCACUCGCAACUCAAAGACACGGUCAUCGACCGACCCAAGCCGUUUUACUCGCACAGCUCUGGCGGGCAGCACCAGCCAGACGUCUGGCUCGAGCCGCGGCUGGUGUGGGAGGUCAAGACGGCGGAUCUCACGCUCAGUCCCAGGUACAAGGCCGGGUGCGGCGAGGGCGUCGACCCGGCGGGGGCCAAGGGCAUCAGCCUGCGAUUCCCGCGCUUCAUCAAGCUCCGCGACGACAAGAAGCCCGACGAGGCCACGUCGAGCCGGCAGGUGGCCGAGAUGUACCGCAAGCAGGAGAGCGUGUCCAAGAGCAAGGGGCCUUCGGUUGAUGACGACUUUGAGUACUGA
Messenger RNA from Gaeumannomyces tritici R3-111a-1, 2835 nucleotides. RefSeq names its product DNA ligase 1. Bases 1 to 2835 code for a protein of 944 amino acids. Gene Ontology annotation, cellular component: nucleus; mitochondrion. Gene Ontology annotation, molecular function: ATP binding; DNA ligase (ATP) activity; DNA binding. The record is from RefSeq and is a predicted model, not a curated record. NCBI's taxonomy places the organism in Eukaryota, Fungi, Ascomycota, Sordariomycetes, Magnaporthales, Magnaporthaceae. The transcript is spliced from 4 exons. Gene Ontology annotation, biological process: Okazaki fragment processing involved in mitotic DNA replication; lagging strand elongation; DNA repair.